Messenger RNA from Talaromyces stipitatus ATCC 10500, 1205 nucleotides. RefSeq lists its product as hypothetical. The record is from RefSeq and is a predicted model, not a curated record. The transcript is spliced from 2 exons. The coding region runs from base 273 to 1103 and encodes 276 amino acids. Lineage: Eukaryota; Fungi; Ascomycota; Eurotiomycetes; Eurotiales; Trichocomaceae.
ACCUACAAAGGUACUCAACAUCUCCUGCACAGGACAAUAGGCUGACAACAUGGCAUCCUUAAAGAAAACAAUCCGAGUAGGCUACGUGCCAGGUACGUUGAAUUUUACCUCCCUCUAUUUAUCUAGGCAGUCGAGUCGCGAAAUGUGUCGAAUUUUACCAACGACUUCAAGAACAUUACCUAGCACCUCUCCAUCUUGCAAUUCGAGACCCAUCCUACGCAAAUCUGCCCUUUGAGCUCGAACUCAUCUGCUUCCCGUCCGGAACGGGGCAUAUGAUAACAUCCAUCCGUUCCAAUGAGAUUGAUAUCGGCAUAGGUCUCACUGAAGGCUGGAUCGCGGGACUGACUGGCAAGCAGCAAUUGGAAGCAAGUAAGGCUGCCGGCGAUGACGGUGGAUAUAGGAUUGUAGGACAAUGGGUUGAGACGCCUUUGAGAUGGGCGAUUGUCACAGGCAGGAAUAGAGAGGAUUUGACUGGGGUUAGCGAUUUGAAGGAUUCGCGUGUUGGCGUGAGCAGGUUGGGCAGUGGAUCACAUAUAAUGUCCUUCGUCCUCUCUCAACAACAAGGCUGGUCCGUCGACAGUCUCAAACCCGUCAUUCUCGGCCCAUUCGGCGAUCUACGAGAAGGCGUCUCAUCGUCAGGCGCAUCACAAAACGCAGAAUUCUUCAUGUGGGAGCAGUUUACCACAAAGCCAUAUUUUGAUCCCGCUGUGCCAUCGACGACUCCACCUCCACUCAAGAAGAUUGGGGAGAUAUAUACCCCUUGGCCAUCGUGGCUUAUUGUGGCAUCUACAAAGACAUUCCCGACACCAGAGAAUGAUGCAACUCUUCAGGCGUUGUUUGAGUUGUUAGAUAAAGGUAUUUCUACAUUUGAGAGCGAUACUGAGAACGUUAUCAAGCUGUUAGGUACGGGAGAUUUUGGAUGCCACUAUGUGGAAGAUGAUGCACGGGAAUGGCUGAAGGCUACACGAUUUGUCAAACAUACCAGAGGAUUGAGUAGUGAGAUUGUGCAGAAGACGGUCGAUGUCUUGAAGGUAGCGGGGGUUAUUGAUCCGGAAUUGCCUCUCACCGAUGCUGUGCAGAGGGUUACUGGUAUUUCCAGAUAAACUCGAGCGUGGAUUAUGUAUUUCUAUGCACAUUUCUAUACAUGCUUGGGACCAUGAAUAGGCACAGAAUGAAUAUUCAGCAUGAUCAAAUUCUUUAGGCUG